Molecule: messenger RNA, 489 nt
Organism: Plasmodium coatneyi
Lineage: Eukaryota; Apicomplexa; Aconoidasida; Haemosporida; Plasmodiidae
Exons: 1
Coding region: 1-489 (162 amino acids)
Source: RefSeq, a predicted model, not a curated record
AUGAUGCCGAGAAGCGAAAAGCAGAAGGAAGAGGACGAUUGGGAACUGCAUCCAUUAUUUUUAUCGAAAAUUCCAAACAAAAAGGACAUAGAUAAGAACCCAGCUCUCUCAGCGCUGAUAACUUUGAUCAAUGAAGAAGAAGAAAAGGAAGUGUUCAGUUACGAACCAAGAAGAAAAAAUCUAAAAAAAAAAAUAACAGAAAAAGGCCAAAUUAUCUACAAAAAAGAUAGGCGGAAUUUUUACGAACCUUAUCAGCAGAGCAAGAAUGAUAGGAUAAAUUAUUUUGGAAAAAAGAACCUUGGCGGAAAUGCGGACGUUAGUAAGGAGGAAGAGGUGGUGGAAGUGGACGAGGAAGGUACCACCCUGACUACUGCAGAACAGGGAGGGGACCAAUCUGGCCAAAAUGUGAGCAACAGCCAACAGGACACAGACCAAACGUCCAUAGGUGAAGUGCUGGUGUGCUUGUCGAUGAUGAAUUUGAAGCAGUAG